Molecule: messenger RNA, 2453 nt
Organism: Pygocentrus nattereri (red-bellied piranha)
Lineage: Eukaryota; Metazoa; Chordata; Actinopteri; Characiformes; Serrasalmidae
Gene: b3galnt2
Product: beta-1,3-N-acetylgalactosaminyltransferase 2
Exons: 12
Coding region: 195-1676 (493 amino acids)
Cellular component (GO): membrane
Molecular function (GO): hexosyltransferase activity
Source: RefSeq, a predicted model, not a curated record
GUGGGUGUCCGCUUCCGAUUGGUUAAUGGCGGCCGUUUUCGGCUCAGUGCGCAGAGGCAGCCAGACACGAAGUGCCCACAUGGAAUGAACUGCACUGGACUCGGACCUCAACGACCAGCGAUGACGGACGUGCUUUUCGUCGAUGCAGCUAUGUACUUUCCUCAGUGAGUGCGACACCAUCAAGUCGUGCGUCCAUGCGAAGUUUAGCAUUGUUGUUACUCCCUUGUGUCAUCGCGGCCGUGGUGCAUUUGUGGUGGGUGACGGACAAAACCGCUUUCUUCUCGGAUUUGAAGAGUGCAGGCAGCCGUAACCCGGAGCAUGACGUUCUGGUGGGAGUGCUGUCUGCCAGGCAUCACCAUGAUCUGCGUGAAGCCAUAAGAGACACAUGGCUGGGGUAUCUCAGGGACCACAGUAAAUUCCAGAAUCGGGUGCUGGUGAAAUUUAUCAUUGGCCAGCAUGGCUGUGCAAUACCUGAAGAAGAUCGUGAGGACCCGUAUUCCUGUACCCUGCUAAACUUUACAGAGCCAGUUGCAGGACAGGACAUGGCUGUCCUAAGUGUGCCUGAUGCCUCUGUUUUGGUGCUGUCUGAUGUCUCGGCCAUUAGUUUGGACUUCAAGGUCCUCCACUCUGUGGUCAUCACACAGUUGGGUGUCUUCUCUGGUGGAGCACAGCACCAUUUCAGGGGCAAUGUCACAGUGAAGUUAUUCCAAGUGGAGCAGGAGAAAGCUGUCGUGACUGCUUCUUUCACUGCUCUGAGCCCAGGGACCUAUGUGGAGGGGAUCUGGUAUAAAGCUGUAGAGCAGUUCAUUUUGCCCAAGGGUUUUGAGGGGACUCUACUAUGGGAGAGCCAGGAUUUGACAGCCUUGAUGGCUCUAAAUGUGUCUAAGAUCCAGCUCAAUAAUGGUGGAGGUGUGCUCAAGUUAGGAUGUACAGAGGAGGGCACCUUGCCUCACAGAAGUGCGGUGGGUUUUCCUGGGCUGGCUGGAGGGUUCACUUUCUCAGUGUAUAAUGUGGAUGUUCUGAAGGAAAUGCUUCGUGGGCGAGCUGGCAGGCAGCAAGCCCAUGUUGCCAGGUUGAGAGAAGAGGACAAGGCCUUACAGGAGGAGAGCCGUAGGUAUGGAGACAUGGUGUUUGUAGACAUUGUGGACACUUACAGGACUGUGCCUUCCAAACUGCUGCAGUUUUAUAAAUGGGCCAUAAGGAACACUGACUUCAGUCUGCUCCUGAAGACAGAUGAUGAUUGCUAUAUUAACAUGGAUGCUGUAUUAAUGAAGAUUGACCGCAAGACCCUGACACGGAGCAACCUCUGGUGGGGAAACUUCAGGCAGAACUGGGCUGUAGACCGCCUAGGGAAGUGGCAGGAGGUAGAGUAUGCUAGCCCUGUGUAUCCAGCCUUUUCCUGUGGCUCUGGAUAUGUGGUGUCCAGGGACUUGGUUGUGUGGCUGGCCAGCAAUGCAGAAAAGCUGAAAGCUUACCAGGGUGAGGAUGUGAGCAUGGGAAUAUGGAUGGCAGCAGUGGGGCCUAAAAAAUAUCAGGACCCUGGCUGGUUGUGUGAGAAGGAAUGCUAUGUGGACAUGCUGUCAUCACCUCAGCAUACAGUAGAGGAGCUGCAUUCUCUUUGGGACCAAAAAAGUGCUUGUGGGGAUCCAUGUGGUUGUGCUUGGAGCCAGGACUGAAACCUUUAAUAGCCCCUGAGAUCUACAUCCAUCACCUCAUUAGGGUCAUUAGAGUACUGUAAAAACUUCAGUUAGAAUGUUUAGGCUCUUAAUUGAGGUUUUUGAACACUUCUUGGUGUCUUUGAUUUGAAUGCUUGUAUUGAUGAAACAAAUGCUGUUGUGAAAAUGACAUGACGUGUGGAAGAGAAACAUUAUUGCUUCAAGGGCACUUUUUGGUGUAAAAUGCACACAGGGUGGUGUUGAUUCAUGAUGCAUAGCUCUCUCAGCAAACACAUGCUUUCUGUAUGUACCAACAAAUGUCUAGCUCUGUGAAAACAAGGGUUUGCACCAUUAUGGAGCAACUUCAUGUGGCUCAUAUGGCUUUUCUGAUUUUUUUUUUUUUUCUUAAACUGAGAGCAACAUUUGUCUUUGCUAAUCUAUUGUCUGAAUUCUCAGAAUUUUGUAGCAAAUUGUUCUUCUUACUUUAAGACUUUAAAUAAUACCCAAUUAGUGCACUUUUUUGCACAAUAAAAGACAAAAACUUAAUCUUUCUCAGUGUUUGUUUAUGAAUAAGAGUUUUAUGGUAAUAUAAAUCCAGGCCCUUUACACUGUGGCCAUGUUAAGUGCAGAUGAUAGCAGGCCUUAUACUAAAACAGAAAGCUUUUAUUUGCAUUGUUUUUUGGAUAGCUGUGGCUCCCUCCAGAGCACUAUUGGAACCAGCAUCAGCAUAUGUUUUAGAUCUGUACUGUGCAGAAUUGUGGAUAUUAAUUCUAAUCAAUAAAUCUUUCUUUGUCUUAA